ACCACAAAAUUCUUAAAUAUUCGUUUUUAACAUGUUAAAAUUAAUACAAAAUUCUAUUAACGUCUUUGAAAGUGUUUCCUCAGAUACCAAAUGUGCCGAAAUACAUUACUUUACCUCCAACUUUAAUAUUGUUUGCGUAAUGUGCCAAGAACUCUACCAGGAGUACCAUCAUUUUCUAAAACAUUUCCAGGAUCGACAUUUCUAUGAGUUUAGGCGUAGUUUGUACAACACACAUGAUAAAGAGCUUACACAAAAAUGUGUUAAACAGGAGUUACAUAAAGAGUUGUUAACUCAAACUCCAGUGGUUGAGGAAGCAGAAGAAAUAUUUGAAGAUUAUAGUACAUAUAACGAAUUGUUGUAUUGUAAGGUGGAAGAUGGUCAGGAAAGGGUGAUGGGAAAUCUGUCUUCUAAUGAACACCAAUUAAAUGUGCCAGAUAUUAAUAGUGUCGUAAAUGAUGUUGAAGAAGAGGAGAAAGACAACGAAGUCGAUUGGUCCCAUACAUUUCCUCCCACACACCUAAAGCUAAAUGAAAAACGAUCCUAUAAACCACGAAAUCAACCAAACAGCUGCACUUAUUGCGGUAAAACAUUUCGUAGACGUUACCAGCUGGACACACAUCUUAACAUACACACGGGACGUAAGCCACAUCAAUGUGAUGUUUGCGGUCGGCAAUUUCGUGCCAUAACAACGCUACAGCGCCAUUUGAAUACACAUGAGAAACGUCAAACAUUUACAUGUCAAUUUUGCUGCAAAGAAUUUUCCCAUCGAGCCGCCUUAGUCAGCCAUGAGACGCGUCAUACGCAAGAGCGUUGUAUACCCUGUGAAGAUUGCUCCAAAAUGUUCUAUACGCAAAAUCAAUUGGACACCCACAAACGUAAAUUGCACAAUAAAUCGGAUGAUUUUAGUUUACCCUUUGCUUGCGAUAUGUGUGCGAAACGUUAUCGCAGUGCCUCCAUGCUGAGUACACAUAAAUUUAAGAAGCACUAUAAAACGGCCAGGUUUUCAUGUGAACAAUGCGGCAAGAAAUUUGUGGAACAAUGUCAAUUAAAUAAUCAUAUGAGUAUACAUUUUAAGAAAAGUUAACAUAUAGUUUAAAGCAAAUAAGAGCGCUAUAUUCGGCUGUGUCGAAUAUUAUCUUAUCAAAGUAUACUUUAAGAUAGAGAUUGAAAAACAAAUUUGUUAAAAAUGCAAUUUUUGCCGAUUUGACCCUUUGUCGGUCCGAAUUUCAUUACACGACUUAGUAAUCGAUAUUUAGGUGAACAAAUAGUCGUGACUUUUUUUGCUUUUAUCGAUUUUAAAUGGCAACUGAACUAGAACUUACCCGACAUAUUUAUGUAUCAAUCAUGGUUGUAAGUUAUUUGGGGGCUUCGGAAGAUUUAUUUAACAGACAGACGUACAUACAUGUUUUUAUCGACACCGGUAUUUAUAACGAUCCAGU
Messenger RNA from Calliphora vicina (urban bluebottle blowfly), 1439 nucleotides. RefSeq names its product gastrula zinc finger protein xFG20-1-like. NCBI's taxonomy places the organism in Eukaryota, Metazoa, Arthropoda, Insecta, Diptera, Calliphoridae. The record is from RefSeq and is a predicted model, not a curated record. The transcript is spliced from 2 exons. Bases 32 to 1084 code for a protein of 350 amino acids.